Messenger RNA from Aedes aegypti (yellow fever mosquito), 1057 nucleotides. Its product is annotated as glucose dehydrogenase [FAD, quinone]. The transcript has a single exon. NCBI's taxonomy places the organism in Eukaryota, Metazoa, Arthropoda, Insecta, Diptera, Culicidae. The record is from RefSeq and is a predicted model, not a curated record. Bases 31 to 939 code for a protein of 302 amino acids. Gene Ontology annotation, molecular function: flavin adenine dinucleotide binding; oxidoreductase activity, acting on CH-OH group of donors.
GCCGGUGCAAUUGCCUCGCCUCAGUUGCUCAUGUUAUCUGGAAUAGGGCCGAAACGACAUCUUGAGACAUUUGGAAUACCUGUCAUUCAAUCCCUCGACGUCGGAUACAAUUUGCAUGACCACUGCACCUAUACAGAACUGAACUUUCUUCUCAAUCAAACGGUCACAAUGGUUACGAAUCGAACAACAGCUGAACUAUUUCAGGAGUACAUUACUAAUCACUCCGGACCAUUUUCGAUACCAGCUCGAUUCGAGUCAAUCGCUUUUGUCAAAACUCCUCACUCGGAUCUACCCGCAGAAUACCCGGACUUGGAAAUCAUGCUUGUAUCGACCUAUCUAAACGGAGACAACACAGACAUUGGAUUUCAACUCCUCGGGAUGCCCCAAAUCAUGAACGGAAGUAUUUUUAUAAACUAUCCCGGUCACGACAAAUUCAGUCUGUUUCCCGUGAUAAUGCGACCGAAAGGCCGUGGCAGAAUUUCUCUCAAGUCCUCCAAUCCAUUUGAUCCCCCACUCAUGGAACCCAACUAUUUGAGCAAUCAACACGAUAUCAUCACCCUGAUAGAUGGUAUGAAGAUGGUAGUUAAAGUAGCUGAGUCCCAAAACUUUGCACAAUAUGGAGCCCAUCUAGAUCCAACUCCGGUGUCAGCCUGCGCUCAUCUGCCGUUCAGAAGCGACCAAUACUGGAGGUGUGCCAUCCGGCAGUUCGGCAAAAACAUCCACCACCAAUCGGGAACAUGCAAAAUGGGACCGGCGAGCGAUUCAACGGCCGUCGUCAAUCCAGAGCUGCAGGUGCACGGUGUAAGGAAUCUACGCGUGGUAGACACUUCCGUAAUUCCUCUGCCAAUCGCCGGACACACGAACGGGGUUGUGUUCAUGAUAGGCGAGAAGGCAGCCGAUAUGGUGAAGCGACACUGGGCACGUAGGGGCUAUCAGUGAGCGAGAGUAAUAAACUUUGCGGGUGGGCGUAAACAGUUUUUGUUUGUUUAGUGGAGUGUUUGACGGGCAAAGUACUGGAAGUUGUUAGUUUUUUAAAUCAAAUCUACAUAAAAUCACA